AUGGACAACAUCGACGAGGAAUAUGACCGGACCGAACACCUUCACGACUGCGCGACGAAGGCUGAGAGUUCUAAAACCACCAAGAGACGCCUGUCUCUUGAAACUCUUGAGCUGAUACGCCAGCGUGGAGCAGCACGAGCCGCAGGGAACCAAGAACUCACGUCCGUGCUCGCAAGACUUUGCAGAGAGGCGAUAAAGGAAGACCUUAAAGAGAGAAGAGGCGGAGAAAAGUAUCCGCUAUGCCCGUAG
This is a messenger RNA of Necator americanus (New World hookworm), 249 nucleotides long. RefSeq lists its product as uncharacterized. NCBI's taxonomy places the organism in Eukaryota, Metazoa, Nematoda, Chromadorea, Rhabditida, Ancylostomatidae. The transcript has a single exon. Bases 1 to 249 code for a protein of 82 amino acids. The record is from RefSeq and is a predicted model, not a curated record.